Molecule: messenger RNA, 525 nt
Organism: Quercus lobata
Lineage: Eukaryota; Viridiplantae; Streptophyta; Magnoliopsida; Fagales; Fagaceae
Exons: 1
Coding region: 1-525 (174 amino acids)
Source: RefSeq, a predicted model, not a curated record
AUGGUUGUAGCUCGGCUACUAGCCGAGGACUCUAAUUCUAAGCCAAAGAGGGCUAGAGUGGAGAUUCAACCGUCGCUAAGUUUUUCGAACGAAGACAAGAUUGGAACCAUCCGGCCACACGAUGAUGCUUUAGUGGUCAUCCUAAGAAUAGAAGGGUAUGAUGUGAAGAGGGUGAUGGUAGAUCAGGGCAGCAGUGUAAAGAUUAUGUACCCUGACUUGUACAGAGGGCUGAACUUAAAGCUUGAAAAUCUGACAGCUUAUGAUUUGCCUUUGGUGAGUUUUAAUGGGAAGGUUGUCAACUCAAGGGGUCAGAUUAGGUUGCCUAUGCAGGCGGGUUUCGAGGUGGUCGAAGUGGACUUCAUUGUGGUGGACGCAUACUUUCCCUACACGGCCAUUGUGACUAGACCCUGGCUUCAUGCCCUAGGGACCGUUUCUUCAACUCUGCUUUUGAAAGUGAAGUAUCCAUCAGGGGACCGGAUUGAGGAGCUUGUGGGGAGUCAAUCCAUGGCUUGUAUAGAGGGCUGA